GUCAGUGUUUAUAAGUAAACGCAACAUUGUCAAACCGACCAUUAGAUUAUUAGUUGUUUGUGUGAGUUUAUUAAAAGUAAGCGCACUAACUAACCCACGUUUUUCAUUUACUACAUUGCGCUCGUCCGCUCACCGUAGUGUGUGAUAUAGUCAAUACGUUAGGAGGUCAACCAACCAACAAACAUCUUGAUUAAUACCAACGAUCAAAUUCAAAAGAAAACUAUAAAUCCAACACAUGUGUUACUAGUUAGUUGAGGCAGUGGCGAACUCGCUGAAUGGUAUUACAGACACCUAGUGACCCACAAAAUCACCAUUGUCGUCUGCUUAUACCGCUUGAUACGAGUCCGCCUGCUCUCUUUCUAUGUUGUUCCACUUAAUACAAAAUAUUAAUGGACAACAAUUAUUUGUGUAUUAGUGCAGUGCUACGGUGUCGAUAAGUGAAAGACAGUAGUUUCUUUUUUUUUCUGUAAAAACUGUAUCCAGAAGAAACUGUAUUUUUUGUGUUGUGAUUGGUGUAAUAAAAACAAAAAACUAAAAUGUGUGACAAUAAUAGUGAGCAACUCCUUCAGGAACAUCAAUAUCAUCAUAUCACGAUGAAUUCUGCAGGUACACAAACUGUGUCUCAAGAUGAAUUAGUCGAAUUACAACAAAGUCAUCAAAUUUUUCAUCCCCAUGAAUUAGUGGGAUUACCUGAAGAAGUCGAACAAGAACAAGAUAGUGUUGGAAAUUUAUCAUUCUCUCCACCACCGAUGAAACAUUCGGAGACACGUGAUAGUAUAUCUUCCAUAGACAGUGAUGUUUCGUUAGGCUAUGAUCAUCGAACGACGUUACUAGCGUCCCCAGUAAAACGUGUUUCCUUAACUACAACCGAAGAUGAAGGUGCACAUAUGGGUGAUUUAUCCGAUAGUGCAUCUGAUACAGGAUCAGCUGGUGGCAAAGAUUCUGGAUGUGAAGUCACUGUAGAACCUUCAUCAAAUCCUUUAGCACCAUUUACGCCUCCGUCCGAGGAAUUGGCUGAAAAAAUUGUAUCACAAGUUGAAUUUUACUUUUCCGAUGUAAAUAUUACAAAAGAUGCGUUCCUAUUAAAACAUGUAAAACGUAACAAGGAAGGUUAUGUUUCAUUAAAAUUAAUAUCAAGCUUUAAACGUGUAAAACAUUUAACAAAAGAUUGGCGUGUGGUAGCGUCAGCAUUGUUACGCUCGAAAAAAUUAGAAAUUAAUGAAGCUGGUACAAAACUACGUCGAGUUGAACCAUUACCACAAUAUGAUCAAACAGCACCAUCUAGAACUGUUGUUGCUGUUAACAUGCCCAUAGAUAAACCAACAAUUGAAAAUGUUGCUGAAGUCUUUUCAAAAUGUGGUGAAAUUGCAUUAAUACGAAUUUUACGGCCCGGUAAUCCAAUCCCAUCUGAUGUACGACAAUUUAUUAACAAAAAUCCAUCAUUAAGUGGGGUCGUGUGUGCCUUAAUUGAAUACACUGAUUCAGAAUACGCGCGAAAAGCAAUACAAAUGCAAUAUGAAGAUGGUGCUACGAUGAAAGUCUACGAAUUAAAUAAUGUACCAAAUCCAGAAAAGAAGAAACGUAAUUCAACAGCGAAAAAAGUAAGUGUAUCUCGUAAAAAUGAUUCGGACGGUAUGUCAUGUCAAAGUGCAUCAGAAAACGAAUAUGAUUUCUAUAAGAAGCGUGGCAGCACUGGUAGUAACAGUAGUGAUCCACGUGCACGCAUGCGUCGUGGCUCAUCCGCACACUUCCCAACACAUCCUGUUGAACCAACCACAUGGCUACAAAGACGUUUAUCAGCCGCUUCAUGUAGCUCAGGUUCAGAUUCAUCAUCCAAUUACAUGUACAUGCCACGUAGAUUAUCAGCAAGUAGCCGAGAUUCUGGUUCAGAAAGUAAUAUGAUGUUCUUAUCACGUCGUUUCUCAAAUUGUAGUGUAUCUAGUUCAGAUUACGGUGGCUUCCGACGAUUAUCCACAUGUAGCCGGGAAUCAGAUAGUAGUGGUCCACGAUCACGUAGCAAUAGCACUAUUUACCAUUUACCUGAUAACGUAGUACGUAUGCCACAAGGACCAGACGGUUCAAAGGGCUUCCGACAAAGACUGAUAAAUCCUACACAUUAAAUUUCCCUAAAAUAUUUCAAGGCUGUGUUUUUAUCGUUUUUUUCCUUUAAAUUUUUUUU
Chrysoperla carnea is the source of this 2179-nucleotide messenger RNA. RefSeq names its product la-related protein 6-like. The record is from RefSeq and is a predicted model, not a curated record. The transcript has a single exon. The coding region runs from base 537 to 2120 and encodes 527 amino acids. Lineage: Eukaryota; Metazoa; Arthropoda; Insecta; Neuroptera; Chrysopidae. Gene Ontology annotation, molecular function: mRNA binding. Gene Ontology annotation, cellular component: nucleus. Gene Ontology annotation, biological process: RNA processing.